This is a messenger RNA of Mya arenaria, 2074 nucleotides long. RefSeq lists its product as uncharacterized. Gene Ontology annotation, molecular function: zinc ion binding; ubiquitin-protein transferase activity. Lineage: Eukaryota; Metazoa; Mollusca; Bivalvia; Myida; Myidae. The coding region runs from base 87 to 1739 and encodes 550 amino acids. Gene Ontology annotation, biological process: protein ubiquitination. The record is from RefSeq and is a predicted model, not a curated record. The transcript has 10 exons.
CAGAUGUCAGAAAAGAAAAACAUUCAGACGCAUCAAUUUGGGUACAUCAAUCCGAGCUCAAUUUGUAUUCUUACUGGCACCUGAGAAUGUCGCGGAGCAGCUUAAGAAGGCAGCUGUUUCAUCGAAACAUUGAUGCCUUGCUCCACAGCUCAGUACUUGAUGUAGUCGAGGAGGAGGUGGAUAGUUCACGAGGCAGGUCACAGGUGCAUUAUACAGCCGGCAAUCAUGAGAUGGUAACAGACCUAGAUGCCACUUGCAGCAGCCCAUGUGACGGAGAUGAAUCCACCCUCGUGUACAACUCACCUAUAUACAAACCUAAAACAUCAAAGGAAGCAGCUACCAACCAAGAAAGGGAGACAUUACAGAAACCCCCACCCUCAGAAAGAGAUUCAGAGCGUAGAGGGACCAUGUACUCAGAGCCCUGGGGUCCGCAACUUACACAAGCUUCCCUACUACAACCAUCUGCAGGGACAUCCGAUACACAAGAACUCCCUAGGCAACCCAUAGGUGGCAAAGGUACCAGCUCUGGCCCCGGGUUUACAGCCAGUAAACCAGGUACCACAUACACAGAGAUUGGAGAACCCAGUCGUCCUAGCCAGUCUCCCCUGAAGUUCCAGUUCCCAAACCCAAAGCCGGGCUCUAGUGGCCAGCUGAGGGACAAUGACCUUCAAUUCUCUCCGAUCCCACACUCCAAAGCUACAGGUACGAGCAGGCUAGCCUGCGGGAGUUCUGUGAGGGCCCUCCCCAUGAGCCCUGCUCUGUUCCUCACCCAGACGACAAGCACCCCGGGGCCUAGUGGUGUUGCCAUGGAUUCACCAACCUGCCACUCAAUCAUCGAGGAAAACAACAACACCAUAUUCAACUUCCCGGAGUGUAAUAUGUGUCGUAUCUGCCACGAGGACGGGAGCAAGGAGCGAUUGUGGUCCCCGUGUCACUGUAAGGGUACGAUGGGCAUGCUCCAUCUCUCGUGUCUCGAGACUUGGCUUGGGUCCUCCAACACCACACGAUGUGAAAUAUGCCACUUUGAGUUUAUUGUAGAGAAAAAACCACGGCCAUUUAAAUGGUACAUGAAGGAGCCAUCCUUGAAGACAGACCGGUGGGUGAUCAUUCGCGACGCGUGUAUGACUGUCUGUCUGGCCAUACUGGUGCUGGUAGUGACUGUGCUGUGCCUGGUGUUUGCUGAGAAACUUCGCUCUGAGGAUCGUCUUGGUCCGGCCAUGGUGCUUGUGAUGAUAGCCACCUGUGCAAUCAUUCUGUUUGCCAUAUGGAUCAUGGUGGCGGUAAGUCGUGUUCGUCACUGUGUAAAACACUGGCACAGCCAGCACCAUGUGCUCACCAUUAAACAGCGCACAUCGACAGACGAAGAGACCAGUAGGAAAAAAAUCUUCUACAGGUUCUCAGUGUAUUUCUCGAGAGAUCGGAAAGGGACAGAGAGGAAUCUCUCUGCCAGGCAAUCGAUAGACAACCCAAACCUGUGUUCCUCCUUCACCUUUAUAAACUGUUCCGUCGGCUCAUACAAGACGGCCAUGAUGAGUCCGGUCACUCCCAAGGAACCACUACUCUGUGCUGGCUGGGAUGAAAAUGAUGAUGAGGUUACCUCCCUUGAUGAGAGCUCUCCCUCAGUUGUCUCCCCUGACAGCUUCUAUGACGAUGGAGUGAGCUACUACCAGCCGCCAGAGUUGGGCACCACGGCUCUGCUAUCAUAUGACGCUGGUGUUGUCAAGGAGACUGGUGUUUAGCAACUGAAGGUUCUUUUGAACUACCAGGUGGAUUUUUUGAUAAUUUUUUUUUUUACCCGAAACUUUUUUUGCAUUGGCUUCAGGCCUGAAAACUGACACUAUUGCCUGGCCCCUGCCUGAAAUCACUUAAAUCCUAAGUUUGAGACUCAGUAAAAGAGAAUUUUAAAAUGUAACAUAGUGUCUUUAAUAAAAACAAUUUUGAACAAUUAUGUGUACAAUAUUGUGGAAUAUGCUUUUGUUUAAACAGUACUGCCAUGUUUACCAUUAUUGCUGGGAAAAAAGCAUUUUUACCAUAAUAAUUAAGAUUUGCAAUCAUGAGUCUCAAAAUUGGACAA